Messenger RNA from Ophidiomyces ophidiicola, 2568 nucleotides. RefSeq lists its product as uncharacterized. Gene Ontology annotation, molecular function: DNA-binding transcription factor activity, RNA polymerase II-specific; DNA binding; zinc ion binding. The transcript has 4 exons. Lineage: Eukaryota; Fungi; Ascomycota; Eurotiomycetes; Onygenales; Onygenaceae. Gene Ontology annotation, biological process: regulation of DNA-templated transcription; DNA-templated transcription. The record is from RefSeq and is a predicted model, not a curated record. The coding region runs from base 1 to 2568 and encodes 855 amino acids.
AUGCACGCCAGCUCAUUCCUGCCGCCGCCGCCGCCGCAGUCCGCCCCGGCCAAGCAGCAGCCGCCACCGCAAUCGUCGCUUCACCACCACCAUCACCAUCACCACCACCCGCACCCACACCCACACGCGCACCCGCACUCCCAGCCUCCGUCGUCGCUGCUCUACACCUCCUCGCCCGCCCUGUCGUCGCCCGGCCUGCCCGCCCCCGCCCCGCGCGAGCCGCUGCUCAACCUCAGCCCGCUGCCGCCCGACCGUCCCAGCAGCGGCCUCAAGAUCCGCCAUCUGCUGUACAACGCAACCGCCGCCACGCCCGCCUACUCUCAUCCGCCGCCACCAUCCACGCUGCUGCGCAAUCUCCCCGAUCCCCUUCACGACACCACCACCACCACUAGCGUUACCCCGGGCCAUGUCGUGCCCGCCUCCCAGCCCAUCCACAAGCGAGCCUACCGCCAGCGCCGCAAGGAUCCGAGCUGCGAUGCCUGCCGGGAGCGGAAGGUCAAGUGCGACGCCUCCGAGUCCGCCAGCUGCACGGAAUGCUCCAACCGCAACGUGAGAUGCCUCUUCACCAAGGAGACCAACCGGCGCAUGUCAUCCAUCAAACAGGUGCAGGAUCUCGAAAGGCAGCUGGCCCAGGCGAAGCAGCAACUGCACCAGCUGCGCAUGGGCAUCUCGAAAUCCGAGGACUCCAACUAUGACACCAGCGACGAAACCCCCAAAAUCCCCGAGAUCGGCUACCGCCCGUUGCGCAUCCACACCCCCAGCGCCAACCUCAACUAUGCCGGCGUCUGCUCCAGAAUGCGCCUGCACGGCCAGGGCCUGAUCAACUUCCCCCUCACGCCCUCCUACAUCCGCCAGCAAGCCAUCCUGACUGCCGACUACCCUGCCCUGCCGCCCAAAUCCGUGGCGGACGCGCUGCUGCGCCACUACCACGCCUUCAUCCACUCCGUCUUCCCCAUCAUGCACUGGCCCGCGCUCCUCGACGACUACGAUCGCGUAUACCGCGCCGGCUCGCUGCGCGGCGCCCCGCGAGGCUGGACCGCCGUCUUUCUGGCCGUCCUGGCGUGCGGCUCGCUGCACUCGCUCGAUGCGGCGCUGGUCGCCAAGGGCAAGGAGUACAUCCAGGCCUCGCUGAAUCUGACCGACCUCUGGCAGGACGGCUUCUCCGUGGAUCAGGCGCGCGCGGGGAUGCUGAUCAGCAUUUUCCUGUACGAGAAUAAUCUCAAGUCGGCCAGUUGGGUCUGGCUGGGCUGUGCCGUGAGAAUCGCGCAGGAUCUCGGCUUACACGUUGAGUCCGGAGCGUGGACGCCGCUCGAUGCCGAAAUGAGGCGGAGAAUAUGGUGGUCGUUGUAUGCUUGGGAAAGAGUCGUCGUGCUCGAGUUGGGCCGUCCGUUAUUGAUUCACGACGAGGAUUGCGAUGCGGACUUGCCGUCAGCCGUGGAGGACCAUCUCAUGGCUGACGGUGGCAUCGCUCCCGUAGAGUCGCGGACGAACGCGCUCCUCGCCAUCAUCCACGUCCUGCGAUCCGUAUCGCAGCUCGCCAAAGCCCUAAAGUCGCGCGUAAUAUGUGCAGAAACCCUGGAUGUAUUCGAACGGCACUUUCGAAUGUGCCUGUCGAGUUUCCCCGUGGACUACCAUAUCAACUCCACCCAGCCCCUAGACCCCCAAUCGCUAUCCCCAAUCAUCUACCUUCAAAACACCAGACUCGUCCUUCAUCGCCAUAACCUAUCGCCGGCAUGUUCCCCGGAGAUGAGGCACCAUGCGAUAGAGCAAUGUCUGGCCAUCGCCAACGACACCACCCGCAUCCUAACACGCUGCAUGCGCUCCGCCCAGCCCUCCGUAAGCUCCGAGGACGGAGACAGGCGCUACCUGCUCGCAGCCGCCGCCAGCACCGUCCUAUGCACGCACCUCUGGCGCUGCACCUUGCUCCUCCUUUUCAAAGCCGAAUACUCCGCGGCCCUGAUCUGCAUCCAAGCCAGCGCGGCCAUCGGCGACGCGCGCACCGUCAACGUCGCCGCGGGCAAAUACAUCGCGUUCUUCCUGAAAUGCCUGCUGGAGCGGCAACCGGCGCCGCCGCACGGCGAGAUCCCCAGCCUCGAGCGCGAUGAGGAGAUGAUCGCGUACGUCUCGGGCGACCUGCAGGCGCGCAUCGACGGCAGCUGGGUGUGGCAGAACAGCGACGCGCCGUCGCCGCUGACCACCACCACCACCUCGUCCCCGCCUCCGCUGCCGCCGCCCACCACCGCCAGCACCGCGUCGCCGUCGUCGUCGUCCGCCACCUCGCCCGUGCGCCCGCGUUUCGUGGAUCCGCCCCGCAGCGAGCCGUCCAGGAAGGAUGACGCCGGCGGCGAUCACGACGCGUGGGAAGGGUGGGAGUGGGUGGAGCAGACCACGCAGAUGCUACUGUCUCAGCAGCAGCAGCAGCAGCAGAGAGGCAUGAUCGAGCCGCCGGUGGAUAGCCAGCGGUCCGUUCACAUCGAGCCGAAGCCCGAGCACCCUGUGGAGAACCCGUCGCGGCCGCCGCUGCAUCGAUCGUCGAGCUCGAAGAUGACGAUUGCUAGUAUUAUCUAG